Molecule: messenger RNA, 2823 nt
Organism: Fonticula alba
Lineage: Eukaryota; Rotosphaerida; Fonticulaceae
Exons: 7
Coding region: 14-2737 (907 amino acids)
Molecular function (GO): protein binding
Source: RefSeq, a predicted model, not a curated record
CCUCCCGCCCGCCAUGAGCGUCUGGACGAACAUCCUCCAGUACCAAAGCGUAGCCAUCCUCCCAGAGGACACGGAGGCCGACUUUGUGAUCCCGGAUUUCACUGGGAGAUACGAGCGCCUUACCAUCACCGAGGAAACCGUCCCGACGCUGUUGUCCACGCUCAAGGCCAACACCGACCUCAUUGACAUCCGGCUCAUCAACCAGAAUGCCAUCUCCAUCAACUCGCUCGUUCUCUUUGCCAAUGAGCUGAAGAAAAACAGCCACCUUCGCAUUGUGGAGAUCAGCGGCUGCGACUCCAUGAAUGAUCAGGUCUCCAUGGUUCUGGCCACGGCACUGCGCACCAAUUCCAAGCUCUUCGAGCUCCACCUCCGCCACAACCAGAAUAUCACCGAUGGCGCGGCGCUCGUCUUUUCCACCUCGCUGAAGCAAAAUCAGACCCUCCUCGUUCUCUCCCUCGAUGGUUGUGGCAUCAGUGAUGAAGGAGCUGCCUUUCUGAUCGAGGCCCUCCGUAUCAACAAAACCCUCAUUACCUUGUCUCUUCGAGACACCAGCGUCAGUCCACCGGUGUACGGGUCGGUCGAGGAUUGCCUCGAGGGUCGUGCGGCUUCGGUGGACCUGGCCUACAAGGCGGUCAAGGAUCGGCUGUCUCGGCUUCAGCACGCCCCCUCGGUCCGCGAGAUCCUCGGCCGGUCGGCUGGGGACUUUGCCUCGCGCGCCAGCGAGUCCAGCGAACAAACCGUGGUCAGCGUCCUGUCGGUCGGUUCGCGGCCGAAUCCGGCCGAAUUGCGGGCCAGCUCCAUGUCCUCCUUGUCUCUGGCAUCUUUGGCCAGCGGUGGGGCCGAUUCCCCAGCCCCAGCCCCGGCCCCCGCCCCGGCCCCAGUUUCGGCUUCUGCCCUUGUCGCCGAGCCGGUUCCCCUCCUGUGCACCUCGCACCUGGCCUCCAAGAUCAGCAACCUACGGGCGGCUCAGCAGACGCUGGAGGCACAGUCACGCGAGGCGGUGGCCGAGCGCCAGCGCCUGGUCGACCAGAAGGCCACCUGCUACCUGGAGCUGACAACCCUCGAGGAGGAGGAGAUCCGCCUGAAGAAGCGCCUGGAGGAGAUCUUCGUCGAUCGCCAGCGCCUCCUCCAGCAGAUGGACACCUUCUCGGCUGACUUGCAAUCCUUCGACGAGGCCGCCAAGCGGGAACGCUCCUCGCGCAGCGCCUCCUUCGAGGCCAUGGUGGCCGGCACCGCCACGCAGGUCGACGUCUCCGGCGCCGCGGCCAUCGAUGCCCUGGUGCAGGUCCGCUCAUCGCUGGAGCUGGCCCUCCAGGAGCAGCGGACCCUGGCCGCAUCGGUACCAUCGCUUGCCGGAGGCCCGCCAGGGCAGUGUGACCCGUCGGCCCGGGCCGAGAGCUUUCGUGCCUUGCGUCCGGCGGAAUUUGUCCUCUGGGCGGCCGAUUGCGGCUUGGCUCCAUCGGCCCUGGCUCGGCUACGUGCGCACAGCAUCAACGGCACGGUGUUCGCCGCCAACGGGACCCUCUCCUUCCUCGCGGAUCCCGGCACCUGCGGCUUGACCCCGCUUCAGGCCAUCAUCCUCCACCUUCGGGCGACGAUGGUCCUCUUCGGGCUCCCGGCCCCGGCCGUCGGAGACUCGCCCGACUUGCGCAAUGAGUGCCUUCUCUACUGGUCGGCCCAGCGGGUGGUCGAUUGGCUGCGCGCCGAGGGCCUCUACGAUGGAGCGUACAUGCGUCUCCCGGGGAGCAGCUCGGCAAGGAGCAGCGGCGGGUCCGCCACCGGCUCCGGAUCGGCCGCCAGCCCGCGCACAAAUGAGUGGAUCACCGGUGCGGUGCUCUUCACCAUGGCAUCCACCGACGGCCAGCACUUUGGCCUGCCCUGCCUCCGGCCACACAACACCAACUCCCUCCUGGCCCGGUCACUGCGGUCGCUCAUCGGCCGGCAAAUUGCCUCGGGCAUCCUUCCCCAGUGGCUGCAACACUGGUGUGCCACGGUCAGCCCCAAUGAGCAGACCUUCCCUUCGUACUGCUUCAUCUCGCAGCCCCCUCCGGUGGUGCCCCCGCCAGUGACGCCCAGCUAUGUGGCCAGCCCGAAUACUCGGGCAUCUGGGGGUGCCGCUACCGCGGCCGCCGCCGCCACCGCCGCCGCCGCCACCCCUGCCCCUCCCGUCGCCGCGGCCGCCGCGGCCCCGGGCGCCACCCCUGCCCCGGUGAGUUUGCCUGCCUCUCUGGCGCCGGCCGCCGGCCAGCCCCCACCGCCGGCCCCAACGCCGCAUUCCUUCGCCACGACGCACCGCCCCCUGUCGGUGGCGGCGGCAGCUUCGGCGGCGGCAGCCGGCCACUCUUCACACACUUACAGCGGUCGAACGGCAUCUCACAUGUAUGCCCUCCCGCAGUCACAACACCCGGCGGCUCUCGGGAAUCUGCCCGGGUCCAGCGGGACGUGGCAAGGAUUUCCACAGCAUGGGAUCGGCCAGCACCCGCAUCCCCAGCAUCCGUCGAUGUAUUCACAAUCGCAGCCGCCCCACCAGGCGACUGCCAUGCCCCCGCAUCUGGCCUCGUGGCACAUGGGCCCCGAGCACCAGUAUGGGUCGCUGCCGCCGAAGUUGCCCCCUGGAGUGGGUGACAUGGGGCCCGGCGGGCCGGGCGCGCCUCCCCCUGUCUUGCCGCCCCCCCUGGCUGGGCACUAUCCGACCCCCCAGCAGCACCAUCCCCCGCAACUGCCGCCGUCCCUCUGAGUGCACGAUUGUGAAGUGCCUGUCGCUCAGGCGUGCUGUGAAGGAAGCGGAAAAAAUAGCAUAUCAAAAUAUAUCAUACAAUUCCC